Lindgomyces ingoldianus is the source of this 778-nucleotide messenger RNA. RefSeq lists its product as uncharacterized. The coding region runs from base 75 to 713 and encodes 212 amino acids. Gene Ontology annotation, cellular component: cytosol; nucleus. The record is from RefSeq and is a predicted model, not a curated record. Gene Ontology annotation, molecular function: ADP-ribose diphosphatase activity. The transcript has 4 exons. Lineage: Eukaryota; Fungi; Ascomycota; Dothideomycetes; Pleosporales; Lindgomycetaceae. Gene Ontology annotation, biological process: nucleoside phosphate metabolic process; ribose phosphate metabolic process.
AACUGAACCUACCAUUCCACCUGUUGUCCACGGCCUUGAAAACUUAUUAUUUGUUGAGUCUCACGCUGACCAUCAUGUCCUUAAAUAAAUCGAGAGUUCUUCGAACAGAACCGUUGGACUACAAGGAAGCGAAGUGGGCAACAUUGGUCAAGACAACUUACACUGACCCGGAAGGUGUUGAACGCACCUGGGAGUCUUCCGAACGUCUCACCCGCCCCGCUGGCUCUGAUAUCGAUGGUGUUGGUGUUGUAGCUAUCCUUCAGGAUCCGUCGAAGCCAGAAAGCGAACCACGAAUACUCCUCCAGAAGCAAUGGCGUCCGCCCGUCGAUGCUACCGUUAUCGAGGUGCCUGCUGGCUUGAUCGACCCGAAGGAGACACCCCAGCAGUGUGCUGUACGCGAGUUGAGGGAAGAGACAGGCUAUGUAGGAGAAGUCGUGGAUGGUGGCUUCGGAGUGAGCCCCGUCAUGUUCAAUGAUCCAGGUUUCUGUAAUACAAACCUACGAAUGAUCCACCUCACAGUCAACCUCUGCCUUCCCGCAAACCAAAAUCCUCAACCCGAACUCGAAGAUAACGAAUUCAUCGAGACCUUCUCUAUUCCUCUCAAAGACUUAUGGGCUGAGUGCAGGGAAUUCGAGAAGAACGGAUAUGCUAUCGAUGCGAGGGUGGGAACAUUAGCUGAAGGGGUAGAGUGUGCUCGGAGGUGGAAAUUAUAAUGGUGAUGAUUUGGAAGUAUUAUGGCCUGUAGAAAGAGACAGUCUGGCACCAUCCAAGAAAUGGG